Messenger RNA from Notolabrus celidotus (New Zealand spotty), 1791 nucleotides. RefSeq names its product ubiquitin-conjugating enzyme E2Na (gene ube2na). The record is from RefSeq and is a predicted model, not a curated record. Lineage: Eukaryota; Metazoa; Chordata; Actinopteri; Labriformes; Labridae. The coding region runs from base 121 to 585 and encodes 154 amino acids. The transcript is spliced from 4 exons.
AUUCCUGCACCUUCCAGCCUCUCUCAUCAUGACGCAAACAACCCGGAAGUCGUGUGUUUGCUGUCAAUGCCAACCGUAGAGAGGAGGCACUGAAAGAGAAAAUCCCGCAUUUAAGACAAGAUGGCAGGACUGCCCCGCAGGAUCACAAAGGAGACUCAGCGUUUGAUGCAGGAGCCCGUCCCAGGCAUCAAGGCAGAGCCAGAUGAUGGCAACGCUCGCUACUUUCAUGUGGUCAUUGCCGGACCUCAGGACUCACCGUUUGAGGGCGGCACAUUUAAACUUGAACUCUUUCUACCAGAGGAAUAUCCCAUGGCAGCUCCUAAAGUACGCUUCAUGACCAAAAUAUAUCAUCCCAAUGUAGACAAGUUGGGAAGGAUAUGUCUAGACAUUCUGAAAGAUAAAUGGUCACCAGCUCUGCAGAUUCGUACAGUGCUGCUGUCAAUCCAGGCAUUACUAAGCGCACCCAACCCAGACGAUCCACUAGCAAAUGACGUGGCAGAGCAAUGGAAGGCUGAUGAAGUCCAAGCCAUAGAAACAGCCCGGACAUGGACCAGGAUUUAUGCUGGAAACAAAAAUGAAGUGUAGAACAGCCCAACAAGUGGAGAAAGUGGAAGUGAAGUGUGAAAACAACUCCUCAUGUUCUGCCAAGACCUCUUCUGACUUCAUUUGCAUUUAAAGGACACAGUCUUAAAUAUAUAAAUACAUAUAUAUUAUGAAAUAAACAUGAAUAUAUUGUAAAGGAAAAAAAAAACAACUGCUGACAAUUGGUGAUUUAAAUGCACACUAGUAAUGAAAUGACUCGUCGUUGUCCUAACUCACUACUGUUGAAAUGCAUGGGCAGAGGUUGUUAGAUCUUCUCACCUGGCUUUCUUUAUCCAUUGGUUUUUGGAGGCUUUUGCCAUCUGCUUCUUUAACAAGCACGUCGUUCAGGGGGGGUUGGGGGUGUAGGGGUGAGUGUCCAAUGUCCACAGUACUGGUGGAAAUGUGGACUCUGAAGCAGUAGAACAGAAUGGGGCAUUGGCUACAUGUGGUCAAUAUUGUAUACUUAAAAUAAUUUUCUUUUAACUUUGUUUUCUUGUGUCGCUGUUUGUUUAUUAAAGUAGCUAACUACUACUAGCCCACAGUACGUAGACACUUAACCAGGAGGCGGACCAUUUUUUCGUUCUGUGUAGAUGGCCAAGAUUGAUGCAGAAACAACUGUAAAGCCUACUUUCUCUUAAAAUUACAUCGGGCUGCAUUAAAUAUAAAUUAUACGACUUAAAACCAAACUGAGCCUGCCACUGUCACAUUAACUCGUUCAACCACUCAGUGUGAAGUGUAGGCUUGUGGAUGGUGUGGAAGAGUGUUUAGCAGAGGGUGAACAUUGAGGACCUUUUUUUUGUUAAGUUUUAGCACAUAUGUUUUAUUACCAUAUCCAGUCUUUUAUAUGUGUAUCUUUCGUGCUGUCGCCAUACUAACUUCUCUGCUUUCUGGUUUACUUCUUCCCAUGGCAUUUAUUCACAAAGCAGUGGUUACAUUUGAGCCGAGAAGGGAGGGAGUGCUGAGGGACCGUUUUGUGCGGUAGGAGAUGCCUAGAUGCCGAGGAAUAAAACUCCUAAUGUUGUAUGAAGGCUUUGACUCACCUGUUGUGAUUGGUCUUUGACUGAAAUGUCUGUAUUCUAUUCACUGUUGUAAAAUUCAUUCAUUCUUUCAAUCUGGGGAGGAAGGGUUUUCCUGUGCUCAGAACGUUAUAAAACAGUCCACCUGCAUACUUUUUAUGUUCUGUAAAUAAAAUCUGUUGAUUAAUAAAGA